UUUUGUGUUUCCCGCACCGUCAAUCAAAAUAGAAAAAAAUCGACCCGAAUUCAACGAUCAACACUAGCCCGCCUUUGAUAAAAUAACCAUGUUCGGAGUUUGGUUGGUUUGGUAUUCCUCCAUAUUUGCGCUAUGACUGAUACGUAAACGUUUAGCGCAUCGAAACGGCAACUAAUCGGUGAGUUUGGGAGAGCAGCAGCGGAGCGAGCUGCGUCUUUUUAUCGUUAGCUCCUUCGCUAACUAGCUGGAUAUGGUCAGCUAACCGAGCUAGCUGACUACCUCUCGGAGUUGAUAAAAGUAAAACUCGUUCUUGGCCCGAAGCCUCCAGGAAUCUACACCGCAAAAUUGAAUUUCGCAGACGGCGGACCGGAGAGUGGGGAUGCUUUGCGGGCUUUUCUGGCAGGCAGGAGUUGAAGAUUACAGACUUUUGCUCGGUUUCCCCCUCUCUCCCUGCUAGCGCCAGAGCAGUCUCUGAAACAAGGAGAAAUGGCGUCCGCGGACGUGGACAGCAGUCAGAGCGAGUUCCUGCAAGCCGGCGGCGCGGCCGACACACAGACAACAGACAUGUCGGCUAUUCAGCUGACUGGUUCAGACCGGUGGGAGGUGUUGACCCCUGUCUCAGCUGCAAAGGAAGACCAAGGCAUCGUCCACAUUCCAAACUCGGGGAUUGUCACGUCUAACGGACAGUAUGUGCUUCCAAUCGGGAGUCUUCCCAGCCAGCCCAUUUACGUUACAGCGUCUGGGAGCGAGGCCACGGCUAAUGGAGUGUCAGGCAUUCAGUAUCAGGUCAUUCCCCAAAUCCAAAACGCAGACGGGACACUCGCAGGAUUCCCCACACAAGGACUGGACGACGGUACAGGCCAGAUUCAACUCCUCCAAGAUGGCAGCCAGAGCAAUAUUGGAAUCAACUGCUCCACAACAGCAGCUACAGACCUGCUCACACAGGCAGGCCAGGUUCAGUCCAUCCAGGGCGUCUCGUUGGCCGGCGGUUCGGCGUACGCCGGCACUGUGCCUGUAGGGCUUCCCGGCAACAUCACGUUCGUCCCUAUAAACAGCGUGGAUCUGGAGUCGCUGGGUUUGACGGGGGCGCAGACGGUACCGAUCGCCACUGGGGUAACACCCGAGGGCCAGCUGAUCAUGAGCAGCCAGCCGCUAGAGAACCAGAGCCAGGACAGCAAGCAGUCUAUGGUGACUGUGAGCAACACCAACCAAGAGAUCUACGUGCCAACCACUUCCUCCUCUUCUUCCAACGCCUCCCAGCUCCCGGCGACCAUCGACGGCACAGGAGUUCUCACGCAGGCCACAGCUGUGUCUGCGGGGGUGGCAGACCCCUCUUCCACGGAGAACUUCAACUCCCACAACCACCUACAGCAAAUGCAGGGCUCGUCCUCCAACGCCACCACCAUCUCCCAGCCCAUCCUGCUGUCGGGGGACGCUCAGGCCCAGGUGGCGCAGGGCCAGGACCUGACUGGAGCCGGUCAGACUCUGCAGAGUGUGCAGCUGGUCAACCCAGGUACCUUCCUCAUCCAGGCCCAGACCGUCACCGCCACGGGUCAGAUCCAGUGGCAGACCUUCCAGGUUCAAGGUGUCCAGUCGCUCCAGGGGCUCCAGUUGCCCCAGGGUCAGGGUCAGACCCAGCAGCUGACUCUAGCCCCGGUCCAGACCCUGCCCUUGGGCCAGACCGGCCAGGUCAGCCUCCCCAACCUCCAGACUGUCACAGUUAACUCUGUAACACAAACUGGAGUCCAGUACACACAGGGAGACGACGCCAGGAGUCCAGCUGGGAUUCAGAUAAAAGAAGAGCCGGACUCAGAGGAGUGGCAGCUCAGCGGGGACUCCACGCUGAACCCCAGCGACCUGAACAACCUGCGGGUCCCCAUGGGAGACGAGGACAUGGACACGGCGGGCGGGGACGGCAAACGGCUCCGCAGGGUGGCCUGCACCUGCCCCAACUGCAAGGAGUCAGGAGGAAGGGGCUCCGGUGUGGGAAAGAAGAAGCAGCACAUCUGCCACAUCGCCGGCUGCGGGAAGGUCUACGGGAAAACGUCUCACCUGAGAGCUCACCUGCGCUGGCACAGCGGAGAGAGGCCCUUCGUUUGCAACUGGAUGUACUGCGGGAAGAGGUUCACCAGGAGCGACGAGCUUCAGAGACACAGGAGGACACACACAGGAGAGAAGAAAUUUGUGUGCUCCGAAUGCUCCAAGAGGUUCAUGCGCAGCGACCACCUGGCCAAGCACAUAAAGACUCAUCAGAACAAAAAGGGCGGCGUGCCCACCUCCACCUCUCCACCCACCACCGACGCCGUCAUCACCACGGACGGAACCACGCUCAUCCUCCAGACCGCCACCGCCCACGACCUUGUAGCCAAUCAGGAGAUCCCUCUGCAGCUGGUCACCGUGGCACCCGGUGAGGUCCUGGAGUGAGGGAGGGGCUUCUGACAACAGGCCAAUCACAGGGACCUCUUGAGCUUUUUCCCUUCCCCACUUAUUCUUUUCUUUUUUUUUUUUUUAAACAUAUGAAUAUAUACGUAAAUAUAUAUGACAAAUAUAUAUAUUUUAAGUGAAAUUUAUCUUGACUUUAUGUUUGUUUUUUGCAGUCUUUUUGAUAGGGGGGCAAAAAAGAAAACAUUAAAAUGUGGUUGCUAUGUACAUGCGUAAACACACACACACACCCACACACACACACGACACAUGAAUUAACACUCAAGAACACAACGUGAAAUGCCUUACUUUGUAUGAUACUCUUGUAUAAAAUGCUGGAGGUGCAUGUUUUUUAAGCAAUGGAGAUGAUGUGACUGUAACGGACUUUAAUGUUGGAGGAGGAAGGAGAAGGAAGUCCAGAACCUCUUUCUCUCUCUCUCUCUCCCCCUCUCUGGGAUGAUCAAGGAAUUUUCGUUUCUUCUUCUUGCGGCAGGAAGGUUUCGGCGCUCCGUUUGAAGCCCAGGUAUAAACUGUUGAGCUGCUGCUGUCUGGACCGGACGGCUGGUUUUAAAGGAACAGUUCAACAUCAACACUGGAAACGAGCGUCGGAGCUUUUACCGCCGUCCUCCUUCCACUUCAGUGUGCGUUUUCCAGUGUUCAUGUUGAACAUUGUUGACCUCUCACACUUGGCCCACGUGAAACAUGAGUUGGCUUUUACACGUUUUUUUUUAAAAUUUUAAUCAUUAUUAUUAUUAUUUGCACGCGACAGUUGUCUCCCAACAGAGCAGCGACGCUGAAAACGGAGCGCAGGUCGGAGGCAACGGUCGGACGAUCCGGAACAGAGAGAGAGCAGCUUUUCCCAGCGUCUGGUCAGCUGGAGCUAAACGUCCAGUUUGUCCUCCGGAGCACACCGUCCUCUGUGCUUUUCCACAUAUUACAGAAAAGAAACGCCUCUCAAUUCUUGUUUGUUUUUCUCUUUUUUCUGUUGUUGUAAAUUGAUCUUGUAUUGCAGUCUCUUUACUAAUCUGGGUGUUAUCUAAAGCAGAGCCCUCAUGACGACGAUCAUAGCUUGUGAAGGAGAAAUGUUGCCAUGUGAGGAAGGGGGUGGGGGAACAAUAAGCAGCAGGUUUGUCAUCUGGCGCCUCGGCAUCAUGUGGAACGACUUUUCGCAAUAACUGCUCCGAUGCCAACUCUGGCCAGAUGUCGUUCGAAAAGGAAAGAAAACAAAAAAGAAAGCAAUCACGCCAUUUUGACUUUUAUUUUUUUAUUUAAUGUAAUCCUUUCUUCAGUUUGUCAUGUUUGUAGCAUUCAUUUUACAUGUAUAUUAUCUUAUUUUCACCUUGUUUAUAGAAGCCAUUACUUUAGUUAGCCGAGUUUGUUGUAUCAAAACCUUAUUUUAAGUAAUUUUUUAAAAAGAAUUGAUGUAAAAAUUGAAUGUUACCUUUUGUAAAACCUUUUUUCAAAUGGAUCACAAUAAAAGUCUGAAAGCUUCCA
This is a messenger RNA of Xiphophorus hellerii (green swordtail), 3915 nucleotides long. RefSeq names its product transcription factor Sp3-like. The transcript has 8 exons. NCBI's taxonomy places the organism in Eukaryota, Metazoa, Chordata, Actinopteri, Cyprinodontiformes, Poeciliidae. The record is from RefSeq and is a predicted model, not a curated record. Gene Ontology annotation, biological process: regulation of transcription by RNA polymerase II. Gene Ontology annotation, molecular function: DNA-binding transcription factor activity, RNA polymerase II-specific; RNA polymerase II cis-regulatory region sequence-specific DNA binding. Bases 487 to 2424 code for a protein of 645 amino acids.